Molecule: messenger RNA, 2644 nt
Organism: Tachyglossus aculeatus (Australian echidna)
Lineage: Eukaryota; Metazoa; Chordata; Mammalia; Monotremata; Tachyglossidae
Gene: STRBP
Product: spermatid perinuclear RNA binding protein
Exons: 18
Coding region: 235-2256 (673 amino acids)
Cellular component (GO): precatalytic spliceosome
Molecular function (GO): double-stranded RNA binding; single-stranded RNA binding
Source: RefSeq, a predicted model, not a curated record
AGCAGCAGCAGCAGCAGCAGCAGCAGCAGCAGCGCCGAGCCUCCGUCGGGGAGAGGGCACCGGCCGCGGUGUAUUACUGAGAGCAACUCUCAGCAUUUUGGCUGUAUUAACUCUGGGCUGUCAGGGGACACAGAGGCUUAUGAGGAGGUUCUGCCACGUAAAGCCGUGUCUAGUGAAGGCAGCAAAGAAGAGGGGAAAGGAACGGAAAAAGAAGCUAAAAUAUUAUAACACACCAUGAGAUCUAUUCGGUCUUUUGCUAAUGACGAUCGCCAUGUCAUGGUGAAACAUUCAACAAUUUAUCCAUCUCCAGAGGAACUUGAAGCUGUUCAGAACAUGGUAUCUACUGUUGAAUGUGCUCUAAAACAUGUCUCAGACUGGAUGGAUGAAACAAAUAAGUCUGUGAAAACUGAGGGAGAGGCAGAAGUGAAGAAAGAGGAGGCUGCAGAAAGUCAUGCCAAGGAUCAAGGUGGUCGAACCUUGUGUGGUGUAAUGAGAAUUGGCUUGGUCGCAAAAGGCUUGCUGAUAAAAGAGGAUAUGGAUCUGGAAUUGGUUCUGAUGUGCAAAGAAAAACCCACAGAAGCCUUGUUAAAUACAGUCAAAGACAAUCUUCCGAUUCAAAUCCAGAAACUUACAGAAGAAAAAUAUCAAGUGGAACAGUGUAUAAAUGAGGCAUCUCUUAUUAUUCGUAAUACAAAAGAGCCCAGGCUAACACUGAAGGUGAUACUUACUUCCCCUCUAAUUAGGGAUGAAUCGGAGAAGAAGGAUGGAGUAGAAAAUGUUGCGAUGAAAGAUCCUCCGGACUUAUUGGACAGGCAGAAAUGCCUGAACGCCUUGGCGUCUCUGCGACAUGCCAAAUGGUUUCAGGCCAGGGCAAAUGGACUAAAAUCAUGUGUAAUUGUCCUACGUAUUCUGCGGGAUUUGUGCAACAGAGUCCCUACCUGGGCCCCAUUAAAAGGAUGGCCACUAGAGCUUAUAUGUGAAAAGUCUAUAGGUACUUGUAAUAGACCUUUGGGCGCUGGGGAGGCCUUGAGACGAGUAAUGGAGUGUUUGGCAUCUGGAAUACUACUUCCGGGGGGCCCUGGACUCCAUGAUCCUUGUGAGCGGGAACCUACGGACGCUUUGAGCUAUAUGACAGUUCAGCAAAAAGAAGAUAUUACACACAGUGCUCAGCAUGCGCUGAGACUGUCAGCCUUUGGUCAGAUAUAUAAAGUGCUGGAGAUGGACCCACUCCCAUCAAACAAACCUUUUCAGAAAUAUUCCUGGUCAGUUACUGACAAAGAAGGUGUUGGGUCCUCUGCUCUGAAAAGGCCAUUUGAAGAUGGAUUAGGGGAUGAUAAAGAUCCCAACAAAAAGAUGAAGCGAAACUUAAGAAAAAUUCUGGACAGUAAAGCAAUAGAUCUAAUGAAUGCUCUUAUGAGGUUAAACCAGAUCAGGCCUGGGCUUCAAUACAAACUUUUGUCCCAGUCUGGUCCCGUUCAUGCUCCAGUCUUCACAAUGUCUGUAGAUGUAGAUGGCACAACCUACGAAGCUUCAGGACCAUCCAAGAAAACUGCCAAACUUCAUGUAGCAGUCAAGGUUUUGCAGGCAAUGGGUUACCCAACUGGCUUUGAUGCGGAUAUAGAAUGUAUGAGCUCUGAUGAAAAAUCAGACAGUGAAGGCAAGAAUGAGACUGUCUCUUCAAAUUCAAGCAAUAAUACUGGAAAUUCUACAACUGAAACCUCCAGUACCUUAGAGGUAAGAACUCAGGGCCCUAUUCUCACAGCAAGUGGCAAAAACCCAGUUAUGGAGCUCAAUGAAAAAAGAAGAGGUCUUAAAUAUGAACUCAUCUCAGAGACUGGUGGAAGCCAUGAUAAACGCUUUGUAAUGGAGGUAGAAGUAGAUGGGCAGAAAUUCAGAGGCGCAGGCCCAAAUAAGAAGGUGGCCAAAGCAAGUGCGGCUUUAGCGGCUCUGGAGAAAUUGUUUUCUGGACCCAACGCAGCAAAUAACAAGAAAAAGAAGAUUAUUCCUCAGGCCAAAGGUGUUGUGAAUUCAGCAGUGUCUGCAGCAGUGCAAGCGGCUCGAGGCAGAGGCAGAGGAACAAUAGCGAGGGGGGCAUUUGUUGGGGCAGCUGCAGCUCCGGGAUACAUAGCCCCAGGUUAUGGAGCACCCUAUGGAUAUAGCACAGCUGCCCCUGCCUAUGGUUUACCCAAGAGAAUGGUUCUGUUACCAGUUAUGAAAUUCCCAACAUAUCCUGUUCCCCACUACUCAUUCUUUUAGCAAAGGCAGAAGCUAAUUCGUACUGAUUGAACAGCAGUACAAUACUGAAUACUAGAAGAGAAAAAGCCUUUUUAUCCUGUUUUCCUUUGAACACAUACUUGAGCAAAAUCAUUUGUAAAGGACAUCUUUUCCUACCUUUGGUUUUAACAAAUGCAAAUUUAGUUCUCUAAAACUUGAAAAAAAAAAGUUCUGUGAAACGUUACCUCAUUUUCAGAUAAUAACUUAUACCAGCCCUUUUGUUCUAGGGAAGAACUAGCAGCUUCAAGAUUAAGUUUUAAAUGAAGUAUCAGAUUAUGUAAAAUUAAAUUUGUGAAGGAUGUAUAGAGUAUAAAACACUGAUCACAAAUAAACUGUUUUGUUGUAACACAGAGUACUGCCUGGUUCCUGA